GCGGAACCCAAAGCCAGGGUUCUUGGUUUUGGCAGCCUUCGCCUUCUUCCCCAGUAGUAAUCAAUGAAGGAACGGUCUUUUUCAGUCCUGAUGGUCUUCUGUUUGCUUCCAUUCUCAUAAUCACAGCAAUCAAAAUAGCAAUCAGGCGUCUUGGUAAAAAGGGAUAGAACCGAUAGCGAUUUGAAGCCACACGAGGGCAGCAAUCAGAAUGCUGAAAAUAUCCAUAUCAAGCAGAAAUCCCCAUGGGGUGUUUGCUGCAGUAAUCAGCUUGAUCGUCCUGCUACAACUUCAUCAUGUGACUGCCUCCGUUAUAGAUUGUUACUUUGUCUAUCAAGAAGUUAUUGGGGGAACCGAAAUACCUGGAGUUCCUACCGCUGUUCGAGAGAAAAACGUCCCUGACUGUCCUCCUGGGUUGUACGAAGAAGGAGUGUGGCCGCUGGAUGGAUGUGUGAUGAAUUGUCCCCUUAAUGCUCGCUCCGAUUGCCUUGCGUUUGGCUAUGUCACGGAAGAAAAAGCUGUUUUGCACAUGAGUUGUGCAGCGACGGUCAGUUCCACCAACCCUGAUGGAUCCAAUGUGCAAAAUUGCGAGGAAAAUAGCAGAUGGAUUGAGCUCACCGUGAAACAACCAUCAGGAGGCAAUAAUGAAACCGUGGUCGUCUCGGAUUACCAGUGCGAUACAUGUGGCUUCAUAGCCGAUUGUAUACCACCCUUUUUCGAGAAUUACACUGGAUCGCUGGCGGCGACAACUUCCGAAACAACGGCACCCGAGUCAUCUGCCAUUGGAAUGGCGUGGAGAACGCCAGUAACUUUGAUCAUGGCAUUUGUUACUUCUUGUGUCGCUUUAUCAUGAAUGGCUCCCGGCUAUAUGCAAGACGGGGUGUCGUUGUGUUUCAUCCUAUGUAAUCCAUUUGGAGGUGGUACUCCACUAGACAAACCUAUGUGUCCUUUACUUUUAUUUUGUUGCAUUGGAGAAACUUUGGCCAGCUCUGUUCCUCUGUGCUGAGUGUGACCAUCAUGGCAUCUGUGUGGAUAUGUGGCCAUUGUACGUGUGAGUGCGUGAUACUACAGUACGGUAGGUGUCUGAAGUCAACUACUAAGCUAGUAGUGAAUUGUUAGUUCUUUAAAGGUUAGCCAGAGUGAAAUUCUAGCUAGCACU
This is a messenger RNA of Seminavis robusta, 1156 nucleotides long. The record is from the annotation of a GenBank genome assembly. Lineage: Eukaryota; Bacillariophyta; Bacillariophyceae; Naviculales; Naviculaceae.